This is a messenger RNA of Juglans microcarpa x Juglans regia, 1559 nucleotides long. RefSeq lists its product as uncharacterized. Bases 777 to 1406 code for a protein of 209 amino acids. The record is from RefSeq and is a predicted model, not a curated record. NCBI's taxonomy places the organism in Eukaryota, Viridiplantae, Streptophyta, Magnoliopsida, Fagales, Juglandaceae. The transcript has 3 exons.
CUGGUACAAGAAAGAGAAGAGGAUCAGAGAAACCAAACUUUAAACUGGGUUCGAAUCAAAACGGUGCAAAAAGAAGAAGGCGAGAUUCGAAGCGGCGGCGGAGGGGUUUCUCUAGGACCGACGAUAUACGAGUGUGCGGACGAAAAUACCCCUAGUAUUGGUGGAGCUUUUGCUCCCUUUCUCUGUUGUAGAAAAGUUGUUUGUUUUGUUGACGAAAUAUGUUCCUAUCUCUAGUUCUAGUUCCAACGCAACCAGUGCAUUGUACCUCACGGACCCACGGUCUUGACUCUUCACCUCGCAGAACUACUCCUCGGCCUCUUCACUUCGCACCUCAACGUCGGCUUCUUCAUCGGAAAGACCCGCCAGAGGCCUCUCUGUUGUUCCUUUCCGGGAAUCGGAUUCCUUUGAGCUUUGAUUUUACCGGAAAUUUGUAAGCGGAUCUGAUAAGGCUUUCGUAUUGCAUGACAUGGGGAUGUUGAUUGCAAUGAGAAUUCGCUUCAGACACUAAUUCCAGUAGACAGAUUCUUGUUGCGUUAUUGCCUCCAAAUAUUUUGCUUGUUACUUUUCAGAUGCUGAAUUGUGCAAUUUGAUGAAGAUCGAUUGUAGUAAAUAUUGGAAGGCUAAUUCUUCUUUCUGGGUAAAAUCAAAGCAACCUUGAGCCCUCUGAAAACUACAUAUUACCUUGUUCAUUUAUCAUGUGCCCUGUAACCAGUUAUAUAUACAGGCAGGCUCAAGUUUUAUGUUUACCUGAAGAACAUUAGUAGCAAAGCAAAGUGAUGGAUGUGGAAGGAAAAGCUUUGAAAGCAGGUGGUUCGAGUUCAAGUCCAGGUCUGGAUUCAUCUGGGAAGCGCAGAAAAACUUGUUGUUUGGCGGUGAUCGGCACCACUGUCGGCAUCGUAAUAUUAAUUGUCAUAUUGGCUUUCACGGUAUUCAAGGCCAAGCGUCCCGUGACAACGUUCGACGACGUAGGCAUCAAAGACCUCGACUUGUCUCUCGACAUUGCCAGGCUCAACAUGGACGUGAACGUCACUCUCGAUGUCGAUAUUUCCGUCAAGAACCCCAACAAGGUCGGCUUCAAGUACUCCAACUCCACCGCCCUCGUCAACUACAGAGGCGAGCUCGUCGGUGAAGUCCCACUUCUCGCUGGUGAUAUAUCUGCCGGCGAAACCAAGCACAUGAACCUGUUGCUCACCAUCAUGGCCGACCGCUUGCUUUCCAACACCAAGAUUUACUCCGAUGUCACCUCCGGUGUCCUGCCCCUCAACACCUACAUCAGACUUUCUGGGAAAGUAAAGAUUUUUUUGUUUAGAAUACACGCCGUAUCAUCCUCAUCUUGUGAUUUCAACAUCUACAUCUCCAAUCGAACUAUCGACAAUCAAGGCUGCAAGUAUAAGACAAAACUUUAAAUAUAAUUAGUAAAUACUCUUUUUGUUUCGUCCUUAUAAUGUAAUUUGAUUCAGAAUCUUGUUUCGUCCUUACUUCAUUUUAUAUUUCACUCCACUAUUUUCAUUUGUCCUUAUUUAAUGGAUUACUGGUAUAAUAGUAUUCAAAAUGCCGUA